Hyaloscypha bicolor E is the source of this 1010-nucleotide messenger RNA. RefSeq names its product deacylase. Gene Ontology annotation, molecular function: D-tyrosyl-tRNA(Tyr) deacylase activity. Gene Ontology annotation, biological process: tRNA metabolic process. The transcript has 6 exons. Lineage: Eukaryota; Fungi; Ascomycota; Leotiomycetes; Helotiales; Hyaloscyphaceae. Gene Ontology annotation, cellular component: cytoplasm. The coding region runs from base 297 to 761 and encodes 154 amino acids. The record is from RefSeq and is a predicted model, not a curated record.
CCGAAUUGGAGGUUGGUCAUAAUUUGUGGCAAUGCAUGGUCUACGGGGGUGUUUUUCCUGAAUAAUUGAGUUUUGUUCAAGUAUUUUGAAGCCUCGGGUUAAAUCAUCCCAAUUUUUGUUGGCCGGUCUGGGACAUUGCAUCAUCUGAAACCGACUUACUUUCAUCUGAUAGCACUACCUUUUCACACUCGCAGCACCAACUCAUGAAGCCUCAAAAGGGUUCUAUUGGACCAGGUUUCUAGAUUCCCUAGUGUUAUAUCGUAUUUAGAAGUUCAUCUAACAGCAAAUUUGAUACAAUGAAAGCCAUUCUCCAGCGAGUGUUAUCUGCUUCAGUCACUGUUGAUAAGCAGUUGGUUUCGUCCAUUGGGAAAGGAAUUCUCGUGUUUGCUGCUAUGGCGCCCGGUGAUACCGAGAAGGAUGCAGAGCAUUUAGCGUCGAAGGUGCUCAAAAUGCGACUGUGGGACGAUGACAAUGGUGAUCGGUGGAAACAAAGUGUUCAAGAUAUCAAUGGAGAGGUCUUGUGCGUUUCUCAGUUCACUUUGCUUGCAAGCACCAAGAAGGGAAGCAAGCCGGAUUUCCACGGUGCAUUAGGUGGAGGCCAGGCCAAGGCGCUUUAUGAGGUUUUCUUUUCGAAAGUCCAAGAAGGCUACAAACAAGAAAAGGUUAAAGAUGGGGUUUUCCAGGCCAUGAUGGAGGUGGCUCUGGUUAAUGAUGGACCUGUUACCUUGGAAAUGUCAGCUGGUCCGAGUGGGCAGAAAUGAGAUGCGAAUGCUGUUGGCAUAGAGAAAUCCUAACUAGGAAAUCUUUCAGCUGUAAAGGACAGGUUGUAUAUUCAAUGGCAUGCAUCACGUGGACUGUGGUUCUGUGGGUUUGCUGUCUCUGCUAGUUCCCGCCCGUGGAUCGUGGACCAUGCCCAAAAGCCAAGAAGCACGUGAUACAUUGAGCAAGCUCCUGGAAUCUCAGACUUACCAUAUGCCUUGCAGCUAAUAAAGCAAACGUGAUGAGGUCCC